GACUCUUUUUAACCUGUAGAUGGCAUUACAUUACCCCCCCUGACUCCAAACCACGCAUCUGCUUCCAAUACGUAGGGGCUGCUGGUUCAUCACUUCUGCUCCGAGUAGCCUGCAGCUCACGCCUCAAGAAAAACGGGAUUGUAUCAGCACUGAAGAUGUGCAUAACCAGAGGAGCAAGUGAUAGGACUAAACCUAUACGUCGAAACUAAGUAAAAGCAAUACCACGGGAACUUCUUCGUGGGUGAAAAAUAAGAAAGAUGUACCCAUGGCGGUUAUGGAUCGCCAUGAUUAUGGGCUCACUGUGGUACUUUUCAGAGUACGGUCAAAUAGCGACUCAGUUCGUGUUGUGUGUGCUGUGUUGUUACGUCUCUACCCCGCCGAUAUUGAGAAACAUGGGCCAGGAGAGCGGCACACAAACAGACGAAGCAGCCCAGGAAGACGAUCAUCGGGGAAACGUAGCAGGUGCAACAUGUUUUGGUUUCGAUAUCUAUCAUGGAGGGAAUAGCCCACAAGUUCAUCAACAGGAGGAUCUUUCGUUUCAGCUGCAUUAUCCCAACGUCAAAAGGUCGCUGAGGCAUGUGUUUGAGUGUGCUUACAGACAGUUAAUCCUCCCAUGGUACUGCGUCCCAGAGCCCCCUGAGUGCCAGCCCCUUCAUCAGGCUCUGGGCAGGGAGUUUGACCUGGUGGUGGACCGGGUCAUCAGCAGGGCCCGGGACUUUGACCUGUGCGAGGCUGUGGUGGGCUCCGUCCGGAUCCUGACCCAGCACUUCCAUAACGCGAAGCAGGCGGAAAGGGAUCCCCUGUUCGGCUCCAGAGCAGAGGAAAUGGCUGUCCUGAGGGUGUUCUCCGAGGCCCUGGUCCGUAAUCUGUUCCCUGAGUCUCUGUGUGGGCUGGAUAUGAAUCGCUGUGCCCUUAAUGAGAUUGUGGCCUUAAAGGGUUUGGAGCUGCUGGUGACGUGGCUGUCGAACCCGGACCACCUGAACCAGAUGGUGGUCGGUCAGCUCGACAAAGCCUCUCCCAAAAGCUCUGUGGAGGAGCUGCGGGGGUCCGACUGUGACAGAACCUCCUCCGCCUCCCAGGGAGAGGAAGAGGAGGAGGAGAGCGAGGGCUCUGAGGAAGAAGAGUGCAGUGAAGUGUCAUGUGAGAACUCGGAAAACUCCUCAAGCCAUAAGGAAAAGAUGAAACUGAGAUCCAAAAAGCUCAAAGAAGGAUGGGUCAAGUUUGUGGACAAGGUGAAAUACAAGAGACAAAAGAAGAAGGCGACGAAGAAGAUGAAGAAGAUUGAGCAGGAGCUCAUUUUCAGAGCGAUGACCAACCAGGGGACGCCGACUCUGGAGGGGAACGGCUGUAGCAGAGUGGCUUCCCUUCGCAGCCGUCAAGACUCUGAUCCGGUGCGGGGCGAUCUUGAGCACUACCUGGCUAGCGUCCAAGAGGACAUGAUGGAAUUCAAGCUGUCGUACGAGAUGUGGCGCAUUGGCCAUUGGACUGUGAGCAUCCCCAAUGUGGACGGGGAAGAAGAAGAGCUGUUCUUCACUCUCCACCUGGAGGAGAGGGACAGCCCAGAGAACCUCAGCUGGGACAUAAGGAAGACUUACCUGCAGGUCAUAUAUUUCCGCAACAGAUGGCAGGACGCCACCGGACUCCCCUCCAUUACGUAUCUGGAACCAAACUCCCAGCAGGAGGCCAGCGCUGAGCUCCGAGAGGAAGUCAGAGUUUCCGUGGAGCUCUUCCUACAGGAACUGGUCUCUGAUGAGCAGAUAGGCCACACCCAGCCGGUGUUUCAGUUCCUGUGCCCCCUGGACAAGCUGCUGAAUGAGGAGGAAAAUGGUGGGGGGGUGUGGGGUCUUCUGAGUGGUCUGGCCUACCUUUUGACUCCUGGACAAGAGGAGUUGGAGGAAGAGGAGAAUCGCCUAAUUGUAGAUGCAAAGGUGUGGUGCUCCCCGGAACCAGAAACCCCAACGUUGAAUGCCGAAUAUUCCAGUGAAGGAUCCGGAAAGAAGAUCAAGGGCAUGACCUAUGACAUCGUCCGGGCUGUUGGCGACUCUGAACACCCUCCUCCUGGGACGGCAUUUGAGGAAAAUUCAGAGAACAGCGGUUCAGACUCUGUUCCGCAUAACGACACUGACCCGAACAAUGCAGACAGAGGGGACGGCGGCUCUAUCCCUCUGACUUCCCAGCUGAAACACAUGAUAAAGGGAGUAUCUCUGACCAGGUCGCUAGAAUCUCUGUUGUCCCCGAGAGAGGCCGACGAUGAAGUCCAGAUGGUCGAACUAUCUCAACGGUCGCGACACAAUGUCGCCCUGCCAGAGGAUAGUGAAGUCCUCCUAAUGUGGAGACAUGCGCAUGCUAAGUCUACUAAGAAGGUGGGGCUGCCCUUAAGACUGCCUGGCGGACUCCUCCGGCCCAAAGGGAAGGAGGAGAGUGCUCUGACCAGGGAGGACAAUCCCCAGGGUCAGAGGGCCCCGGUCUGCAGGGAGAACCUGGAAGCCACCAAAGCCAUUUUUGAUCUGUUGAAGGAAAUCACAGGCAACUCGAUACUCUUAAACAUAUUUGAUGCCAUUUUGAUGCCUGUCAUGCCGAUCCUUAAGAAAAAAGUGAACACCUUUUUGACCAAGAUGAACCCAACAGAAUUGCAAAUGGCGUCUUACAUAGACAACUUGCGUAACAAGCAGUGGCCAGCAGGUGCGGCCACACACCCAACAACUCCACGUACAGCCGAGGAAAAACAGGAAACCAAAGAGAGAGCACAUCAACUCAUCAAUGCUAAAUUUUCAAGCUACCUCAUUUUGAAGAAGACUGAUGUGGAGAAUGUUUUUAGACUUUUCCAGGACAGCGAGGAGAACAAGAAGUUGGUGUAUAUGCUCCUUUCAUUUUUGCUGAAAGAGUUUUUACCACAUGAGGACGCCCUGAAUGUGAGCGCCAAUCAUCUGCAGAAAGUAAACCACAGCAGCAACAACAGCAGCCGCAUCAACUGAAUUGUGAAGUAUACAGUUGUUGUUUUUUUCCUCAGGUACCAUUUUAGACUACCUCUAGGUUGGACUUUUUAGAACAAUCUAGUAUUCAUUAAAAGGCCAUUCACUGCAAUUACUUUUGUGGCUUGAUCAUAUGGUUGAAUUAUUUUAUUCUUCUACUUGACCUCAUAUGCCUUUAAAAGAUUAGAGAAUUGUGAUUACAAUACUAUUAUUUAUUUUUUAAAUAUUGAUAUGUGUCUCCUUCACUCACCAUUUCCAAAAUGGCUAGUGGAUAAUAAUCAAUUUUAAUUUAAUUUAGAAAUUAAAUGCCUUAUACAUGUUGAAUUUUUUUUUGUUAAAUCAACGUUGGUCCUUGAAACCGACCUGAAUGGAUUUCACUCGGGAGUUUGGGCCCCCUUGGGACCCCUUAACAAAAAUACAAUCUCACUGAAAAUAUUGAAGCACUUGAAAGGGGAGAAUGUUAAUGAAUUGGGUCACUUUGUUUUGUGUUGCAUCUGUUCCAGAAUUCAUAAUGCUCAAUAAUCGUACAAUAUCUGACAUUCCUUUUUAACCAUUUUAAUUUAAAAAAAGAUGUCCGAUAUUGAAAUAAACAAUGGAGUUGUACUCAAACCAUU
Messenger RNA from Gadus morhua (Atlantic cod), 3586 nucleotides. RefSeq lists its product as uncharacterized. Gene Ontology annotation, cellular component: endosome. The transcript has 16 exons. The record is from RefSeq and is a predicted model, not a curated record. Lineage: Eukaryota; Metazoa; Chordata; Actinopteri; Gadiformes; Gadidae. The coding region runs from base 258 to 2975 and encodes 905 amino acids. Gene Ontology annotation, molecular function: phosphatidylinositol binding.